Protopterus annectens (West African lungfish) is the source of this 1080-nucleotide messenger RNA. RefSeq names its product transmembrane protein 272-like. The transcript is spliced from 5 exons. Lineage: Eukaryota; Metazoa; Chordata; Ceratodontiformes; Protopteridae. The coding region runs from base 262 to 810 and encodes 182 amino acids. The record is from RefSeq and is a predicted model, not a curated record.
GUGUUUAUACAGCAACCAUUUUUAAUACUUCAACCCCUCCUCUCCUAAUUGCUGUGUGUUACAUGUUCAGGACUGUGUUUAAUGUGGAACUUUCACUACUACCAGACUACCUUUACAUACAUACAUACAUAGAAGAGGAAGUAGCUCUGUGGUUGUGGUUCUCGCUUGAAACUACUGGGGUCUGCUGUUAGUGAACACAUCUUUGCAGUAAGUGUAUGCAGGUUCUUAAAUUAGGUGAAAGUUAACAAAGAAGAUUAAGCCAUGGCAGAUGAAGGGGAAUCCAGUGUGUACACGCCUCUCCUCAAAACCAUCGAUGACCCCCCGGUAAACCCAUGUCUUUCUGCUCUUGGAAAGGUCCUGACUACAGCAAUCCCAGUGACGAGUCUGAUACUAGGUAUCAUUUAUUUAGAUUCUUGUCCAAAGCAGUUUAUGAUACCAAUAUAUCUCAUUGUUUCUGGGGGAGUGUAUAUUACAUUCCUUGGCUGUUCCUGUAUUUUGGGAGUCUGUUGGAGCGAAAACGAGCAAGGCUACAAAUACAGAUGGGGUUGCCGGUCCUUUCCUUUGUUGCUGCAGUUGGCAUGGUUUAUUGCAGGUAACGUAUGGAUCUACUCCAUUUUUCAACCAGAGUAUGAAGAUGCUUCAUCCAAAAAUUACUGCAACAAGGUUCUGUACCUGUAUGCUUUCUGGACCACCACACUUGUGUACAUCUUACUUGGUACGAUGCUUCUGAUUGGAUGCUGUGCUGCAACCUGUAUUAUUGCCUUGCGUUCCAGCCUACCUGAUGGGCCUAGAAAUGACAGAUACCCUUAGUUGUUUUACCUUGCACUGGAAAUGGAUGUACAAGACUAAUUGCAAUUUCAGAAUCCAGGAACAAAAUGGCAUUGGAACUGAGGGUUUUUUGUGGCAUCACAAAAUGUCUCACCUGAACGUGAGAUGAAACCAGCCCCCCUUUUUUUCUGUGAUAGUUUAAUUUUGUAACAUAUAUGUAUUUUUCUAUGUGAAUCUAACCAGCUUGCUCUCGCAGAAGAGUUUAUGUAUUGCUAAGAUUAAUUUGGUUACAUUAAAUUAUCCUUGAAAGUA